AUGACAGAAAAUGUAAAUGAAAAAACUGCUGCUGCGAAAGACAAGGGAAUUAUCCGGAAAUUUUUGGAAAAUAAAUAUGAUCAAUUAUUGAAUUCUAUAUUAGAUGUCACUGAAGAUCAAAUUGUUUUAAAAUCUAAACUAGCUCAUUCUGACGUAGCAGAAAAUCAAAUAGAUAGAAAACAGAAGAGAAAAUUAAACCACAUAGAUAAUUUGUUGCUAGAUAGGGAAAUUGAAGGGUUAAAUUAUUUCACAGAACAACAAACUGUAGUAUCCAACCCCACAAUUAAUAACAAAGAACUUAUUUAUCAUGCAAUAUCCACUUUUAUAAAUGCAUCUAUUGAUAAGAUAAGAUUAGAUAGAAUGACAAAAUCAUUUUCAUUGCCAGCAACACAAGAGAAAAAUGACACUUCUAUAGACACUAUCUUGGAGAAUGAUACUUUCCUUGAUAUAUUUAUGGAGAGAUUAUUAUCUAGAAUUAUAAGAGAUAAGUUACCCGAAAGAGAACAUAUAACUGAGAAAGAAACUUCACAUAAAGAAAAACAUGCUCAAUUGGUAUCCCCAUCUAUUUUAGCAUCAAACUUGGGGAAAAUGUCCAAACAAUUAAAUAGUAUUUUUGAAUUUCAAGAUUCAUUUAUUAGAUUAUUAACUUGGAAAACUCCUUCCUAUACUAUCUUAACUUUACUUAUAAUUUCAUUAAUCCUUUUCCAUCCAUUAUACUUAAUUCUAUUACCCAUACUAUAUAUUGCAUAUGGACUUAUUACACCAAGUUACACUCAAAAACAUAAUUUGAGAAACUUCGAUUACCAUUUAAAGAAACAAUAUGGUAAAUCUUUAUUAGAGGUAAUUUCAUCUGGUGGCAAGCCAGUAGCAUGUACAUCAAAUCCAUUUAAAGAUCAGAUAAAUGAUCCUAUUGAAGAUCUUAAUCUAGUAGAUUGGGAAGAUUCCAACUCUGGAUUAAAAUUUAUUACUACUAUUCGAGAUUUUCAAAAUAUGACAACAAAUCUAUUAGCAUUGACAAAUUCAAUAUCUAAAUUUAUAUAUGAAACUGCAUCAUUUAAGGACGAAAGGAAAACCACUAUUUUAUUUCUAAAAUGUAUAGUGAGUUAUAUUUUAUUCAAGGUUUUUUCUUCAUGGAUAAACUGGCCGCUCUUUUUCAGUUGCUUGAUUUGGUUAUUUUUUAUGAGUUUGAAUCCAAAAUGGAGAUCAAAGUUUAAGUAUGCUGUAGGGUUGAUACAGCAGAGAUCUACUACAAAAAAAAAUAAUUUGGAAACUGUAGGUCAGAAAAAUGAGAUUGGUAAUAUCAUUAUUGAUACUACUCCUCAAAUAAAAGAGAUUGAAAUAUUUGAAAUUUAUAGAAAGGGGCUUAUCCCAGGUGAAUGGAAGUUUUUUUUAUAUUCUAAUAAUGUUUUCGACUAUAAUGAUCAGUAUAGAAAAGCUCAAAAAUCACCACCCGGUGUUAAAACUUUAGACGAAUUGUAUCCACCGAAGACCUGGAAAUUUGAUAACAAUUCUACAUGGAAUAUUGAUAAGAAUGUUCAGGAGUGGGCAUAUUACAGGGGACUCCUAGAUUUGGAGAUUGACAAAGAAUUUUUAUGUGAUAAUAUGUUUAAAAGACGUAGGCUAACCAGAAAAGUGUUGAAGUAG
Arxiozyma heterogenica is the source of this 1644-nucleotide messenger RNA. RefSeq names its product Pex28p (gene PEX28). The record is from RefSeq and is a predicted model, not a curated record. The transcript has a single exon. Gene Ontology annotation, biological process: peroxisome organization. The coding region runs from base 1 to 1644 and encodes 547 amino acids. Gene Ontology annotation, cellular component: peroxisomal membrane. Lineage: Eukaryota; Fungi; Ascomycota; Saccharomycetes; Saccharomycetales; Saccharomycetaceae.